This is a messenger RNA of Pelmatolapia mariae (spotted tilapia), 5032 nucleotides long. Its product is annotated as C5a anaphylatoxin chemotactic receptor 1-like. The transcript has 6 exons. The coding region runs from base 2303 to 3334 and encodes 343 amino acids. Lineage: Eukaryota; Metazoa; Chordata; Actinopteri; Cichliformes; Cichlidae. Gene Ontology annotation, biological process: chemotaxis; complement receptor mediated signaling pathway; inflammatory response. Gene Ontology annotation, molecular function: complement receptor activity; G protein-coupled receptor activity. The record is from RefSeq and is a predicted model, not a curated record. Gene Ontology annotation, cellular component: plasma membrane.
GAUUUAGCUAGCACAUUAGCUAAAUUAAUAAUGGAGGGCUUUACGAUAUGGUGCUGUAUCCAAGUGUUAAUUUGUUGUUUGAUGUCCGAUGUGCACUGUACGGUUACAUCCACGUUAUACACGACAAUUGCCUUUAAGUAUUAUGACGUCGUUGGCUCACGACUUUUUCACGACAGUCAACUUGGUAGCCAACUUGGGCGGGAGGAGGUAUGAGCAUGCAUACCUUGUAGCUUUGGCAGAGCGAGCUUCUGUGAACUUACUGACAUCUUUCGGCAUCAUAGCCAUUAGUCACAAUUCACCAUUGCCCCUCCAUGCCCCUGCUAGUGAGUAGACGUUACUUUCAGGCUUUCAAGACGGACCUUGUCCUGCCAGUGCCCCUGAGAAGAGCGAGCCUCAGCUGCUACAAUUUCUGCUGGAUCGUUGAGUUUUUGGAUAAGUACUCAGACACAUUUAAUUUAGAGCUCUAUGUGCAUGCACUUCAUUUUUGUUCGCUGGCCAGCUUCUAUAAUUUUCCUUCAAGCACUAUUUAGAGACAUUUGCUUGCAAUCUGUUUUGGACAUUGUAGUUCUUGGAGUGAGACAGGACUCAAUACCUUAAGGGACAUAUGCACAUGUCCCAGGGUUAGGCACAAAUGAGUUGAACUACAACAUGAGUGGAAGUGUUGCAACAGAUAGUAACAUUUAUUUCCAUAUUAGUUCUGAUCAUAAGUUAAAGGGGACAGAAAUUUAGACUUCACCAUACUCGUUCAGUGGGAAGUUUUGUUGUUGUUGAGUUAAAUUUUCUUUAGAUUUCAAAUGCAUGGUGGAUGCGAGAAAAUUGAUGAUGAUGAUGUUCUGAAGCUGUCAAGAAUAUACAUGCUUCAGUACAUAAAACCAUAUGAGAGAUUGGACACAGGUGAUAAAUUGCUGUCAAACCCCAACUAGUCCUCUGUUGUUAAAGAUACUGUUUCAGCUGUUAUUCUUUGAUAAGCUGACAUAUUGGUUACAGUACCAGACCGGUUUUAUUUGAUGGAAAACCUCUGACAUCUCCUAAAAACUGAACUUGAAGAGAAAUUAGUAAAUAGAGGAGAGUGAUGGUUAUAAAAUCAGUUACAGAUAUUUGUCAGUUAAAUAUGUGACAUCUGUUUUACUCUGGAGGAGGCUGUGAAACUUUGGAAAUUCUGAGACAAGUUGAUGAGUCAGUGAAGCUCACUUCCACUGAUGUUGCAGCAUACAAGCUGCUCCGUCCGUCCACCCAUCCAGGGCCUGAGACGCUGGUUGUUUUUGAGUUAUCACCUCCAGCUCCUUGCACAUAACCAGGUAGAUGCUGGGCCUGAUCUCUGAGCACACUAACAAUGACAAAAAGGGACCCGGGAGGAAAGGCUAAUUUUUUUUCAACCCAAAAUACUUUACUGUUCAUGGUAGAAAAUGUUUAUAAUACAGUAAAAAAUUUAUGUAGCCAAAGUCAACAUUUUAUAUACAGUGUAAGUGAACAACAUUGCCAACACUGCUGGUGUUUUGAUUUUAAAGGCUUUAUAAGAACUGUGGUAUAAUUUCUGUUGGUGAUUAACAUUUUUGAGUGCCUGGUUCUCUACUAUCUCAAGGCCCUCACGGCCCGCCUCCUGGACCCCCUGCAGUUUGCAUACAGAUCCAGGUCUGUAGACGAUGCUAUCAACAUGGCUCUACACUUCAUCCUGCAGCAUCUGGACUCCCUGGGAAUCUACGCCAGGAUCCUGUUUGUGGACUUCAGCUCUGCCUUCAACACCAUCCUUCCAGACCUUCUCCAAAGCAAGCUUUCCCAGAUGAAUGUGCCUGAACCCAUCGGCUGAUGGAUCACUGACUUCCUGACGGAUGGAGUCAGGAAGUGUAAGAAUUGAUUGUGGGAAGGAGUUUUACUUGGCACCGUUCAUCCAGGAAAGGCUGGCAGAAUACAGCUACAAUUGGCAGAGGCAGCCCUCCAUCAGGAUAGAUAUCACAAAUGUGAUGGAGGUAUGGAGUGCACACAGAAUCCCAGCAACAUUCCACUCACAUGCAGAAGACUUGUGCUCUCAGCAGGAACCUUGUGCAGCCAUGUCGGUGUGGGGUGAGAGUAUGAAGCACAAAAGCAGACCAACUCUACAACUUCUUUUUAGUGGUGACAGAACAAACAGGGACUGAACAGUUGUUUCACGCCUACGAUGAGGACUCUCAACAGAGAUCAUGUGCAACUGUGUCUGUGUGGGGUGGGGUGAGAGUAUGAAGCAGAGAAGCAAACCAGCUCAACAACUUCCUCUCAGUGGUGACAGAGCAACAUAACGAGAGGCUGAACAUCGUUGUAAGGAAUCAUGGAUUACGGUGACUAUAAUAACACAUAUCCUGAUGAUAAUUACACAUUUACUGACAUUGAGUCUGUGACUCCUGAGAUUAAGCCGAUCCAGAUUGUGGCUCUGGUCAUGUACAGCCUUGUGGUCCUGCUGGGUGUGCCUGGAAAUGCUCUGGUGGUGUGGGUGACGGGGUUCUGCAUGUCCCGCUCUGUCACCUCCCUCUGGUUCCUCAACCUCGCUUUGGCUGAUCUUCUGUGCUGCCUCUCCAUCCCCUUGCUUAUGGUCCCUCUGGUGCACGACGACCACUGGCACUUUGGUCCGCUGGCCUGCAUGCUCAUCAGAGGCCUGUUUUACCUGGUGAUGUACUGCAGCAUCCUGCAGCUGGUUGUGAUCAGCGUGGAUCGUUUGUUGCUGGUCAUCAGACCCAUCUGGUGUCAGAACCACAGGCGACCCAAACAGGGUGCUUAUGGAUGUGUUGCUGUGUGGGUCCUGGCCCUGAUAGGCAGUAUCCCACAGUUUGUGUACGCCAAGCAGAUUGAGGCGGGUGACGAGAAGAGAGAGUGUAGGAUGGAGUACACUGUAGACAGUGCCUGGCCUGUUUUUGCUUUUCGCUUCCUGAUUGGAUUCAUUAUUCCUUUCCUGGUUAUUCUAGUUUGUCACUUGGUGGUUUUCAGCAACACACAGAGGAGAAUGACACGUAGUCGGACUGGAUCCAAGAAAACACUGAGGGUCGUCAUCUCUGUGGUGCUGAGCUUCUUCUUGUGCUGGAUACCUCUGCACAUCGUGGAUUUCCUCAUACUGACCACCCCUUGGGGUACUUAUGUGAGUCCCAAACUUCACCUGGCACACGUUCUAGCGCUCUGCCUGGCUUACUUCAACAGCUGCCUCAACCCUCUGCUCUAUGUGUGUCUGGGUCAAAGCUUCAAAGAAAGCAUGAACCGCUCCCUGCGUAACAUCUUCCACUUCAUCAGCGAGGACCCGACCACCAAGAAGAGUGUCACUAAUGUGGACACCAAGAGCACCAGCAGUGGCAAAGAAAUGACAAAAAUAUAACUUUCUUGCAUAUGAAGGACUGCUGUAACAUAAACAUUUCUGUCAUGAAGUUUAGCAAAAGACUUUGGCUUGGAUUUAAGUCUGUGAAUACAAAUACACAAAAGUGCAUUCAAGUUAUGAAGAUUUUUUUUCCAGUGAAUUUGGGUGGUAAGUCAAGUCAAAUGUUAAGAUUUCAAAAGCAGAACUGAUAGUUACACUGUAAGGUUUCUGUAAAAAUCCAUGUCUUACGCAACAAAACUCAUGAAAGUUCUAUUUUUGGCUGUCACAGAAGAAUUACUUCAGAGCAUUAUGUAUAUGAUGUAUUUUCUGACUUUUUGUCAUGUUUUAGUGUAGUUUGGUAGCAGAAAUAAAAUACAUAGAAAUUUGAUUACUUUUUCGCAGUGAUUAUAGAAAAAUGCUGAUUACAUCUUCUUGUAUACAUGCUGUUUUCAUAGACCACAAGAGGGAGACACACUCUAAAUGGCUGACACUCAAUUUGCUGUAGAACUCAAAUAAAUCAAAACUAUUAAUACCAGUUAUAACUGCUAUUAACAGUUAUGAUUUUCAGUUAUAUAUCUCUUUUAAGCCCCAGUAUGUUUCAGAGCCAUAGAUCCUGCAUAGGUUUUUAGAUUCUAUUAAUAGCAGGUGGUUGGUCCUUUGCUUAAUUUUGCUAAAUCUAAAAUCUAUCAGGAAUCUUGGAAUAGUUUUUGACUUUUGCUUUCACUUUGAAUGUUCAUCUCAAAUGUCUGCUUAAGAAACAAGUGAAGUCCCAUUGUGUGACGCUCUGAACUAAAUGUGUUUUUCAUGCAUUUAUUUCAUUAUGUGUGGAUUAUUAAAAUCCAUUGUUCACUUCUGAACACUCCAGGUUGUUCUGAACACUGCUGCAAGGCUUCUGACUAAAUCUUCCAGGUACUCUUAUGUCCCACCGUUGCUGACCCAGCUGUACUGGGUCGUCAUUAAAUUCAGUCUCCACUUUAAGAUUCAAAUUUUGACCACAGACAAGCACCAGCGUACAUUAGUGAACUUUUACAUCCAUACGUCCCCAGCAGGUCCUGUGAUCACCUCCUGAUCACCUGGGGAUACUGGCUGUGCAUUACAUGAGGCACUAAAUGGAAUGAGAGCUAUUUGUAACAGUGGCCUCCAGACUCUAUAACUCUGUAACUCUCUAACUCUUGGUCAUCACGAUGACUUGGUGGUCUCUUUCAAACAACAGCUGAUAAAAAAAUCAUCUUUUUAAAGCUUGAGUUUGUGAUGUUUAUCUUGAAAGUUGAUGUAAAAAAAUGUACAUAUAUGUACUUAUAUUUCUAUCUAUAUGAUGGAGGUAUUUUGAGGCAAAGAGACAAGAGCUACGAUAAAUAGUAAAAUCUGGGGUUUGACCAUCAUUACAUAACUAUUAAUAUUGUUUACCAUUACAUAUAGUUUGCUAUUACAUAUCAAGGCUCAAUACACGCUAUUGGCUGUAUAGAUACUUUGAUACUAUACUCAACAGAGAGAGUUGGUCAUGAGCUGCAAAUCCAUCCAUCCAUCCUCUCAUCCUACAGUGGAUUGCCAGUCCUUCACAAGGUUAAAGCAGAGAGCUUAACAUCACGUAGGGGGGGAAAUGUAUUCUUGAAAGUUUUCAAUCAGGAUUUCUGCCUUUCUAACUUUUAACAUAUAAAACAGAACCUUAAUUUUUGCAUUAUAUGAAAUAUUAAGAAUAUAUUAACCUUCAUUUUGCUC